Molecule: messenger RNA, 510 nt
Organism: Candidula unifasciata
Lineage: Eukaryota; Metazoa; Mollusca; Gastropoda; Stylommatophora; Geomitridae
Source: the annotation of a GenBank genome assembly
AUGUUGACUUUCGUCGUAUUGCUGACUGUGGUAUCUCCUGUUCUAUCCGGGCUGGCUUUCGUGAAGCAUUUCAAGAUUGAGGAACCUGCAGAGAAUCUCCACCAGAACGCCACUGGCAAACCCCAAGCUGCUCCGCCAGAUGCUCCUGCAGGAGGUGCUCAGUACAAGCUGUCGUAUGCUGAUUACCACGAGACCUGGGAGAACUUCAAGAUCACUCACAGCAAGCAGUAUGCAAGCACAGAAGAGGAGAAAAGUCGGUACCGUAUCUUCAUGGAGAACGUCAAGUUCAUCGAACUGCACAACUGGAAGUACCACAACGGCCAUUCCUCCUUCUACCUGGACAUCAACCAUUUUGCUGACCUUAGCCACGAGGAGUACCGCGCCUUAAAUGGUUUUCUUGUGAACAAAACCAACUACAGGCCAUGCCCUCCCUAUUUCCCUCCAACCAAAGACGCCCCAAAGUCCCAGGACUGGAGAAAACUGGGUUAUGUUACUCCAGUCAAAGACCAG